GGCGCCUCAGUGUGUAUCAGAGAUGAGUGUUGUAUCAGCUGUGUUAGCCCUGCUGGCCCUAGUCGGGGCCCCGGCCCUUAGCGCGGUCAUCAAGGGCAACAUACAAGUCCCUACCUUCACGGAACCAUGUUACAGGGACUCUCCCGAGUUCAACAGCUGUAUCAAGCGAGCACUGCAAGGGCUCAUCCCAAAGUUGUCGAAAGUGGGGAUUCCUGAACUGGAGUUAGAGAGCAUCGACCCCUUGAAGGUACCAGAGAUGAUCAUGUCCUACGACGCCAACACCAUCGGAGGAAGAGUAACCCUGAGGGACACCAUCACCAGAGGCAUCGGCAAGCUAAAGAUCGUGGAUGUCAGGUCUGUAGCUAAUGAUCCUACUCGUUUCCUAAUGGAGAUAGACUUCUUCAUACCCAAGAUGAGGACUGCAGGGUUGUACAGCAUGCAGGGCCAUGUCGGCGACAUCCCCAUCACCGGCGACGACAAGUACAACAUAUCUAUGGAUGGAGUGAGCGGGACGUGGAAGCUGACUGGAGCUCCUGUGGAGGAAGAUGGACAAGUCUUCAUGAGGAUUGACAGGUUCGAGGUCAACCCAGAGGUCCAGGGGCUCAAAGUCCACGCCAACAACCUCUUCAAGGGCAACCCAGAACUUAGUGCAGUGACAAUCGCCUUCGUCAAUAGAUUCUGGCGGGUGUUGUAUGAUGAGAUGUUGCCAUACACAGUGGAAACCUUCGACAAAGUCGGCCGCCAGCUGAUCAACAAGAUAUUCCACAAGAUUCCUUACGAUCAGCUGUUUCCCCUGACACCCAACCCCUAGAUGUGUCAGACAGAUGUUUUAAGACUUAAAUAACACGCUCGAUAGCAUUUUCACAUGAUAUGUAUGAAAAAUCAACAUUAAAUUAAGAUUAUUUAAACAGUAGUUCGUGUAUAUUUUUGUUUGCUUGUAUAACUGGAUAAAAGUAAUCAAUUACGUCGUUAUUUAUAAGGAUGAAAGUGUAUUACAAUGUCGACUCUGUGUUUUUUUUUUCUAUGUACACGUAAUAACAUUGAACAAAAAAAUUUACAUAUACUAAACACUUAAAAAAAUUUAACGUACAUACCUGACGAUUACGACGGCCUUAGUAGUUGAUAAAAAUGCAUUGUGUAAAAUUGUUAUUUAAAUAUACACUUGGUUAGUGGUAAUACUAAACAACCAGUACAAAAGGCAUGUCCUUUGUGAUUCAACAAACAGAUUAAUGUAGGUACAUACAAACUAUAAUCAAUUGUAAUAAUGUACCUUUACCGGGCACUCAAUACAUCAUUAUUACUUGCUAUGAAACUGUCUUUGGAGGCACUAGAUUUAGUUACACACAUGUACAACACGAUUAAUAUUAAAGCAAACUUUGUAUUUGUUAA
Macrosteles quadrilineatus (aster leafhopper) is the source of this 1389-nucleotide messenger RNA. RefSeq lists its product as uncharacterized. Bases 23 to 811 code for a protein of 262 amino acids. The transcript has 6 exons. The record is from RefSeq and is a predicted model, not a curated record. Lineage: Eukaryota; Metazoa; Arthropoda; Insecta; Hemiptera; Cicadellidae.